GCCCACCCUCCCAACCUGAAGACAUUUAUGGACAAGAAGUUAUCAUUGAAUGGUGGCAGACAUGGACAAGGAAUACUGCGGGGCUUUGAUCCCUUCAGGAAUCUUGUGAUUGAUGAGUGUGUGGAAAUGGCAACUAGUGGGCAACAGAGCAACAUCGAAAUGGCGGUCACCCGAGGAAACAGCAGCAUCAUGUUAGAAGCCUUGGAAAGACUCUAA
Molecule: messenger RNA, 216 nt
Organism: Acomys russatus (golden spiny mouse)
Lineage: Eukaryota; Metazoa; Chordata; Mammalia; Rodentia; Muridae
Product: small nuclear ribonucleoprotein G-like
Exons: 1
Coding region: 28-216 (62 amino acids)
Biological process (GO): mRNA splicing, via spliceosome
Cellular component (GO): U2 snRNP; SMN-Sm protein complex; spliceosomal tri-snRNP complex
Molecular function (GO): RNA binding
Source: RefSeq, a predicted model, not a curated record